Messenger RNA from Spea bombifrons (plains spadefoot toad), 936 nucleotides. Its product is annotated as olfactory receptor 10A7-like. Gene Ontology annotation, biological process: G protein-coupled receptor signaling pathway. Lineage: Eukaryota; Metazoa; Chordata; Amphibia; Anura; Pelobatidae. The transcript has a single exon. Gene Ontology annotation, cellular component: membrane. The coding region runs from base 1 to 936 and encodes 311 amino acids. The record is from RefSeq and is a predicted model, not a curated record. Gene Ontology annotation, molecular function: G protein-coupled receptor activity; olfactory receptor activity.
AUGUUUGAAAUAAACCAGACCAAAGUGACGGAGAUUCUGCUGUUGGGUUUUCAGAAUCCUCAGAUGUUUAACUCUUUAAUAUUUGUUGUGUUCCUUGUGAUGUACAUCUUGACGUUAGUCGGGAACCUGCUGAUUAUUAUACUGGUGGCAAAGUUUGAUAGCCUGAAAUCUCCCAUGUAUUUCUUCCUCACUCAGCUGGCAUUGAGCGACAACCUUCUGACCACAGUUAUAGUUCCCAACAUGCUUCACGUUAUAAUUAAUGGAGGAAGCACGAUAUCUCUUUCAGGCUGCAUCACCCAGUUUUAUUUUUAUUGUGUUUCACAAGCUUCAGAGUGUUUCCUUCUUGCAAUGAUGUCCUACGACCGGUAUUUAGCCAUUUGCCGCCCUCUGCAUUACACUUCUGUCAUGGAUUUUAGGCUAAAUGUUCAGCUUAUUCUUUAUUCUUGGCUUUUAGCAUGUAUGAUAACAUUUAUGGUUGCCCCUGCAGUUUCAGUGUUACAGUUCUGUGGUCAUGUCAUUGACCAUUAUUUCUGUGAUCUCGCUCCUCUACUAGAGCUCUCAUGUACAAAGCAUCCUGCUGCUGAACUCAUAGAUCUUAUCAUAGGCAUACCCUUUGUAACCAUUCCUUUCCUCUUUAUUAUUUUCACAUAUGUUUCCAUUGUCAUCACCAUCCUUGGUAUCUCCUCCAGCGCCGGGAGGCAGAAAGCCUUCUCCACCUGCAGCUCUCACCUGACUGUAGUGUGCACCUACUACGGGACUGUAAUUAUAGUUUAUUUGGCUCCUUCCAAAAAACAAUCAUUUAACAUGAAUAAAUUGUUAUCUCUUUUGUAUACAGUGCUUUGCCCAUUUGUUAACCCCAUUAUAUAUAGCCUUCGAAAUGACGAUAUUAAGAUAAACUUGAAAAAGUUUAUUAUAAAUGGCCUCAAAAGAGUUUAG